AUGCUGCGGGGCCCGGCCCUGCUGCCGCUGCUGCUGCGGCGGCCGGCCCGCCCCGGCCCCAGCCCCGGCCCCGGCCCCGGCCCCGGCCCCGGCCCCGGCCCCGGCCCCGCGCACGGCCGGCACUGCCAUAGCCAGCGGGAGCAAACCUCGGGCUCGGCCUCGGGAUCCGGCCCCAACUCCGGCUCGGGCUCCGGCUCAGCGUGGCCGCAGCCCCUGGAGCCAUCGCUGCUGCGCUUCCUGGUGUGCCCGCUCUCCAAGCGGCCGCUGAGGUACGAAGAAGCUACGAACGAGCUCAUUAACGAGGAGCUGGGCAUCGCGUACCCCAUCAUCGACGGCAUCCCGAACUUGGUUCCGGAGGCGGCCAGGAGGACGAACAAGAAGCCGCCGGCCGAGGGUCCGGAGCAGCCGUGAGGAGCCGCCGUGCACGGCGCUCACCCGGCCUGAUGGCCGGAGCAGGGCUGCUGCCCUCCCUGCCCACGCUGACUGUCCUCGUUCCCCUCCUGUCCCUGGCAGGCCUGUUCUACUCGGCCAGCGUGGACGAAAACUUCCCCCAGGGCUGCACCAGCACAACCAGCCUGUGUUUCUACAGUCUCCUCCUUCCUGUUACAGUACCAGUUUAUGUGUUCUUUCACCUCUGGACCUGGAUGGGGAUUAAGCUUUUUAGGCACAACUAGUGCAGUGCCUUUGCUAACCCCUGGCUUCUCUAAAUCAACAUAAUUUGUUUAAUCUCAUCAAGUAUUGCAGUUCAUUUUGAGAGUUUCCCUCUGGUACUAGGGACUGUCAUAAUUUUCCUGGUAGGAUCUGGAACUGUAGGAAGCAGCAGCCCAUUGUUAACUACUGCUAAUGCACAUGAAGGGUAGGAGUAAUACAAAGCACUAAUUCCCUCACUUUUAUCCCUUCAAGAGUGCUGUGCAUUUGUAGUGGGACUAAUUAGAACCUUAGGUUUCAUGAGGAAGAACUGUACCCUGACUGAAUAAACUAGAUUAAAAUUAAAACAUGCUAUGAUAUGAA
Messenger RNA from Lonchura striata (white-rumped munia), 1011 nucleotides. RefSeq names its product PIGY upstream open reading frame (gene PYURF). NCBI's taxonomy places the organism in Eukaryota, Metazoa, Chordata, Aves, Passeriformes, Estrildidae. The record is from RefSeq and is a predicted model, not a curated record.